UGCAGAUUUAAAUUUAGAGGGUGUCCGUGCGUGACGUCGUCGUGCAGUGCAUGAUUUCCGGCGUGCAGGUCGCUUCCCCAAGCAGUUCGAGUGCCUUUUGCACCACUAGGUGCGCUAAGUAGGCUUACCAGAGGCGCUUGCGAAUAAUCGUGCAAAAGUCGAGAACAACCGAUCACCAUGCAGUUCCAAUACCUGGCCGUGCUAAUGGCGGUGUGGUGUGUCACCACGCCCACUUUCGCGGAACAAUUGCGCAGUUUUGAGCCGAGUACUGAUCCGCAGAUGUUCACCCUAGCUAAUGCUGAGGGUGGCUUAUACUCGUUCGACAAUCUGUCGUCUGCGAAUGAUCCUCGCGCGUACCGUCCGGAUGUUGGAGCCCUGGAUUUCGUGUAUCACAACCACGAUGAGAUGACGAGGUAUUUGAGGGCCACUACAGCUCGUUAUCCGAACCUGACCGCACUCUACUCCAUUGGAAAAUCGGCCCAAGGUCGUGAUCUGUGGGUGUUGGUCGUGUCGGCAUCACCCUACGAGCAUAUGCUCGGUAAACCGGAUGUCAAGUACAUCGGUAACAUCCACGGUAAUGAGGCUGUCGGUCGGGAACUUCUGCUACACCUCAUCCAGUACCUGGUGUCAAGCUAUGGGUCUGAUCCGUACAUCAAGUGGUUGUUGGACAACACGCGCAUCCAUAUCCUGCCUUCACUCAACCCGGAUGGAUAUGCAGCCUCCAAGGAGGGCACUUGUGACGGUGGACAGGGCCGUUACAACUCUCGUGGUUUCGAUUUGAACCGCAACUUCCCGGACUACUUCAAGCAGAACAACAAACGAUCCCAACCUGAGACGGAAGCCGUGAAGGAUUGGAUCUCGAAGAUCCAGUUCGUGCUGAGCGGAUCGCUACAUGGUGGGGCACUCGUCGUGAGCUAUCCAUAUGACAACACGCCCAAUGCCAAAAUCUGUCGCUCUUCGUCAACCUGUGCCGUCUUCCACAGCUAUCUGUCGCAACCGUCGUUGACACCGGACGACGACGUGUUCAAGCAUCUUUCGCUGAUGUACGCCAACAACCACGGUAAGAUGUCACGAGGUGUAGCCUGCAAGACGGCGUCACCAUCCUUCGAGAACGGCAUCACCAAUGGAGCAGCCUGGUAUCCGUUGACUGGUGGCAUGCAGGACUUUAACUACGUCUGGCACGGCUGCAUGGAGGUAACGCUGGAGGUGUCCUGUUGCAAGUUCCCGCCAGCAUACGAACUGCGCAAGUACUGGGACGACAACCAGCUGUCACUGAUCAAGUUCCUGGCUGAGGCGCAUCGGGGCGUACAGGGCUUCAUUAUGGAUCCAACUGGCAACCCGAUCGAGCGUGCUCAGCUCAAGAUUAAGGGUCGUGACAUCGGCUUCACCACUACCAAGUAUGGUGAGUUCUGGCGCGUACUGCUGCCAGGCGUGUAUAAGCUCGAGGUGUACGCGGAUGGUUUUGUGCCGAAGGACGUGGACUUUAUGAUCGUGGAGCAACACCCGACGCUGCUGAAUGUGACGUUGCAGCCCUCGAAGCGCACAAAGCACACCCUUGUACAGCAACACUCGUCUGCUACUAACAAGAGACCGUGGAGGCAUACUCCACGUCCAAAGACAACGUCUGCUACUGCUUCCACCAUAGCCAUUCCUACAACUGCCCCCUUCAUUACCCCUGCCGCGUCGACUAGAACCAUCAUUGCGUCGACAACUACUGCUCCUUUCACCACUACUACUCUCGGAACUACUACUGGUUCUUUCUCUUCCAUCGAUAAGGUUCCGGGUGACGGCCGUACGAUAACCGUACCACCGAACAUCGAACAGACGGAGAGUACUCCCAACCAGGAUCGGCUCAUUUUCUCCUCCUGAGUGGAGCAGCGCCCAGGCGCUACUCCUUCCUUGGGCUCCGAGCCUGUGAGGCGAGAUGUUGGGUCGGGUCCUUGCGCUGGAUGUAUAUAGACGAAUGCGCCACAACAACUUACUUAUACAAAUAUCUCUAGGCUAGUCAGUUCUAACGACCAACGGUGGGCGAUCCGGCACGCUGGCGUUUAUAAGCGCGCGUUCAAGGUGACAGUUACUUAAACAGGCGAACCGGGGAGCGAAUCCUAACGAGCUCGCAAGAUAUCUGUGUGUUAUUUGCUGCUAAUCCGUUACUAACACCGACGCAGGGAAUGGUGGGCGAGUGUUCUUCGGCCUUCUGCUGGAGGGAAGUAGACGAAACACGUGCUAGCUGAACACGUGGUGUACAUACUCUGGUCUGGUGUCUGCCAGGACGGUAACUAUGCGGCUGCUGGUGUGAAUAUGGGUGCGUGUGUGAUUGUGUGCGAGUGUGGGAUGAGCAGGGCCACAUCGUGCUUGCAAUAAUGUCCCCGUAUUCCUUCCUCUAACGUGCAGCGAAAUGAUGGGUCACAGCACUACCGGCCGGCAGCUUCGACCCAGUAUCGUCCACAACAGCUUCCACCGGCCGGAUCUUCGCAAGGAUCCGGUUCGGAUGAGGGCAUCCUGUCGUCGAUCAGCAGCAGCUUCAACAGUUUAGUGAAUAACAUUUUCGGUUAGCUUCUCAGAGGAGGAGACCGCACUGCUAUAGCACAACGGAGAAUCAAUGUUUUUACUUCUCCUCGAUAAACUUUACGUCACCGUCGAUCGUUAUUACUACCCCCGUAAAUUGGGGUGUUUGUGGAGCCGUAUCUAGUACGGAAUAGCUCGUUACAUGUAAAUUGUUCACGAAAAGGUCAGGUAGGACCGUAGCGCAAUUGGCACCGAAAAAGGAGACCGCAGAAAAGGCACGCAAGAUGCAUUAAACAAUGGUACAA
Anopheles nili is the source of this 2813-nucleotide messenger RNA. RefSeq names its product carboxypeptidase M. Bases 178 to 1869 code for a protein of 563 amino acids. Gene Ontology annotation, molecular function: zinc ion binding; metallocarboxypeptidase activity. Gene Ontology annotation, cellular component: cell surface. Gene Ontology annotation, biological process: proteolysis. The record is from RefSeq and is a predicted model, not a curated record. NCBI's taxonomy places the organism in Eukaryota, Metazoa, Arthropoda, Insecta, Diptera, Culicidae. The transcript is spliced from 5 exons.